CUCGGUAUACAUUUCACGUCUGUUGUUUAACCCGAUUUCUAUACCACAGACGGGUCGUAACAAUAUCUCAGUCAGUGUUGGAUGAUGGUACCAAGUGACGUCACUUCCUUUUGACCCAGUAACGACAAGGCAUUCUUUGAAAUAUGACGGCUACACAGAAGACUUUAGUAUUAUUUGUAAAUGGAGCGAAAAUUGUGGACGAUAAUCCAAAUCCCACGACAACCUUGCUGCAGUAUCUCAGACGUCACCUAAAACUAACCGGGACUAAGAACGGCUGUAACCAGGGAGGAUGUGGAUCGUGUACAGUGAUGCUGUCAUGGUGGGACAAGGCAGAACAACAAUUCCAACAUUCAAGUUUAAAUGCUUGUCUCGUUUUGGUAUGUCAACUGCAUGGGUACGCCAUUACAACGGUGGAAGGGGUUGGAAGUACAAGACAAGGACUCUGCCAAGUACAGAAACGCUUGGUGGAGUCGUUUGGUAUACAGUGUGGUUUCUGUAGCCCUGGAAUGGUGAUGACAAUGUAUACCCUGCUACAGAAUGACAAGAACCCAUCCGAUCAGUCUCUCGAGAAAGCCCUAGAAGGUAAUCUUUGUCGUUGCACGGGAUAUAGACCAAUAGUCGAUGCAUUUAAAACAUUUUGUAAAAAGGGAGAGUGUUCCAGUGGGGAUAUCGAGGACCUCUGUCGUGUGGACACCGACAAACAGGGGACAAUCCAGUUUCAGGACAGCAGCGUCUCUAAAAGUAGUGGUCAGUUACAAUUUCAGAACGAACUCAAGAAUGAAGCUAUGACAAGUGUAGAGUUCCGGAAUGAGCAUUGGAGCUAGUUUCGGCCUGUGAUGUUGGGAGACGUUCUUAACCUCAUGGAGCAAUAUCCUGACUGUCACAUCGUAAUGGGGGCUACUAAUCUAGGUGAACAAAUUAAAUCAAAGCGGAUCACUCACGGAACAUUGAUAUCGUGCACACAUGUACAGGAAAUGACGAUAUUUGAGCGAACAGACGAGAGCAUCACCAUAGGUGCCGC
Messenger RNA from Pecten maximus, 1021 nucleotides. Its product is annotated as xanthine dehydrogenase/oxidase-like. Bases 144 to 824 code for a protein of 226 amino acids. Gene Ontology annotation, molecular function: oxidoreductase activity; iron ion binding; 2 iron, 2 sulfur cluster binding. The transcript has 11 exons. NCBI's taxonomy places the organism in Eukaryota, Metazoa, Mollusca, Bivalvia, Pectinida, Pectinidae. The record is from RefSeq and is a predicted model, not a curated record.